Molecule: messenger RNA, 3484 nt
Organism: Vespa velutina
Lineage: Eukaryota; Metazoa; Arthropoda; Insecta; Hymenoptera; Vespidae
Gene: FucTA
Product: glycoprotein 3-alpha-L-fucosyltransferase A
Exons: 8
Coding region: 727-2178 (483 amino acids)
Cellular component (GO): membrane
Molecular function (GO): alpha-(1->3)-fucosyltransferase activity
Source: RefSeq, a predicted model, not a curated record
GCUGAGGACGGAGGGGAGGAUGGUGGCAGAGAGUACAUCGAAAAGGAUAGGACAGAAGCGACGGGCUGGGUCGCACGUCUAGAAGCUAGCUCAGCUCCGUCGUCCGUUAAACGCGCGCGAGUUUUCGCCAGACGACGGUGAGUUGUCUUGCACGUUCGCUCGCGCGCGCAUUAGCGCUCUGGCUACCUUUCAAGAAGAAUAUCGUGGGGUAGAACACAAGGGGUUGAACGCGUCCUCUCUCUCUUCACCCUUUUCCUUUCCGACAUGUGACCCGACGACGGUGUUCGACGACGUUCCGUCGAACGACGUCCGACAUCGUCCUGUUGACUUUUACGGACGUACGCGUUUCUUGAAACAAACGUCGUCGUCAUUGUCAUUGUCAUCGUUAUUGUCAUUGUCGUUGUCGUCGUCGUCGUUGUCAUCGUCGUCGUCGUCGUCGUCGUCGUCGUCGUCGUCGUCGUUGCCGUCAUUGUUAUUGUUAUUGUCAUCAUCAUCGUCUUCGCCAACGUCGUUGUCAUCGCCGUCGUCGUUGUCAUCGUCCUGGUCAUCUUCGUUGUCUUUGCCGUCGUUUUAUAUUGCGACCGACCACGUGGUAGUGAACGAGACUCCCAUCGAGGAAGUUUACUUUACGCUCGGCCGAAUGUCGUCGUCUUACAAGGAACCAAAGGAAUCAAGGAGAAGGUAGAAGAAAAAGGAUUUAAUUCUCACUAGUAGGAGACUGACGGCAUGGGUCUGCCGCGUUUGUCACUGAAGAGAUGCUUUCUUUACGUAUUUUGUUUGACGGGGAUGUUGCUGGUACUUAUGAACGUACGUCAAAAGGAGAUCUGGCAUGCGAUGCGAUCGGAUCCGGUUCAAGUGCAAUCUCUUCGUGGUCUUGGAGACACGACCAAGUCGCAGAUGAAACAGUAUUGGCCUUUGAAAUCGAAGAAGCCGACGAUACGGAUAAUGCAUACGAUUCGAGAGACGAUCAAGAGAAAAGACGUAACCGAGGUGAAUUCGACUGGAACGACAAUCUUGUCGGAAAAUUCGAUAGAUUCUUUGGCUCCAUCGAGAAGGCCUUGGUAUAUGAAAGGUGGAACGAGAAGACCAUAUCCAGCUACCAAAUCUCGUCGUACUGGUCGAAGAUUGGCACGUUUAUGGCCCGAAGAGGAUACUUACGAUGACCGUGUGACUAACCAAUUGAUGUUCGUGCCACCUGAUUACAAUCGAACGGACGAACAUAGAUUAAAAAAAAUAAUGGUACCCCAUGGUAUGGGGGAGGCCAAAGUCGGUUCGGAUAUUUUCGUUCAACAUCGUUGCCCUGUGAAUACAUGUACCAUCGUUCGUGACAAUCCAGACGAGGCAGAUUUAAUAUUAUUCAAGGAUUACGUAACGCAUGUAGGACGAAGACCUCGUAAUCAGGUAUGGAUGCUGUAUUUUUUAGAAUGUCCUUAUCACACGCAAAGCGUAAAAAAUGCUCUUAUCAAUUGGACGGCUACUUAUCGUCGUGAUAGCGACAUAGUUGCGCCCUACGAAAGAUGGCAAUAUUAUGAUUCUAGCGUCAAACAAAUCCCACAGACAUUUAAUUAUGCCGCUAAUAAAACGAAAAAGGUCGCCUGGUUCGUUUCAAACUGUCAUCCACGAAAUCAACGCAUGCAUUAUGCCAAGGAACUGUCCAAAUAUAUUCAAGUAGAUAUUUAUGGUGCCUGUGGAACAUUACGUUGUCCUCGCUCACAAUCGCAAACUUGUUUCGACAUGUUAGACGAGGACUACAAGUUUUAUCUCGCUUUUGAAAAUUCCAACUGCAAGGACUAUAUAACGGAAAAGUUCUUCGUGAAUGGGCUUGGGCACAACGUAUUGCCGAUCGUGAUGGGUGCACAUCCGAGCGAUUAUGCAAGAAGUGCACCUUACCGAUCUUACAUUCACGUCGAUGAAUUCGAAUCGCCGAAAGAAUUGGCAACUUAUCUUUAUCGUUUGGAUAACGACGACGAACUUUACAACUCGUAUUUUCGAUGGAAAGGCACAGGAGAAUUUAUAAACACGUACUUUUGGUGUCGCGUAUGUGCAAUGUUGCACGACGAUCGUCCAGCGAAAUUUUACAAGGAUGUGAACGAUUGGUGGAGGGGCGAAGGCGUAUGCACAACCAGUUCCUGGCGAGAACACGAAAGCUCGAAGAAAGUACGACUUAGAAACACCUGAGAACGUUUCUUAAGAUCUUGAAAAAAAAAAAAAAAACAAGAAAAGAAAAGAAAAGAAAGAUAAAAAAAAGAAGAAGAUAGAAACUCCCUAUCGGAAAUUUUACUAUGAAAAUUAGGAGAUGUUAUACUAUCCUAGUUGAAAGGCGAAUGAAAUAUCCAAAUGGAUCGAUCGAUCGCAUCAUUUCGAGAAAUUUUAUUGAACAAAUAAAUUUUCUCUAAAAUAAAAUCGGACGAUAUUUCAUGUAUUAUGGAUUAAAAACUUGACGAUCUUUUAUAAAUUCGUCCAAGAUCCCAAUAAAAUGUUAUCUUAUAUUCGCGUUACGAUCUGAUAACAUAUCGUAUACCUACGCCAUGAAUAUUAAACGAUCAUAAGCCGUUUUUUGUCGUCGUCCAUGUUAUUUUUAUUAUAUAAUUCGAUCUCUCUUAUUCUUAUUUAAACUUUUUCUUCGUAAUGUUCGAAAAAUGAAUUUCAAAAAAGGAACAGGAAUAAAUCGUAUCGUUACGAUAAUAUCAUCCGAAAAUUGUAAUUGUUAAAAUUGACUCGUUGAUCUACCCUUUAAAGUCGAUAUUCUAAUCAAAGCUAAUCUCAAUCGAAUCGAUUUCGAGAUUAUCGGAGAUUAGAUCGUAACAUGAAAAAAUUAAUUACAAAUAAUUAACUUUUCAAUUUAACAAAUAAUUAAUCGUUCCCUUUUCUGACGUUGUUUUAUUUCUUGACUUUAUUGAAUCAUUUUCACGAUCCUAAUUAGAUCGAAUUAUUACGAUGUUAAAAUGAUUCGUUUAAGAUUCUUUUUUUUACACGAUAUAUGUAACUGUCUUGUGAUCUUGGUAUUAAGAUUUACUUCGAUGAAAAUUGUAAUAAUACGUCCGUUUCAAGAAAUCUAAAGUUCAAGGUAUAUAAGAUAUACCAGAUUGAUAAGGUAUAUCUAGAGUGAAAACAAAUUAAGAUAAUUUAUUAUAUAUCUGCAUAUAUACGUAUAUAUAUAUGCAUACGAUAUGAUUUCAAUUGCGUUAGCUAGAUCAUAAUAAUUUAGUCCAACGAAUGUGAGAAAAAAAAUGGAAAGAAAAAAGGAAAAAAAAAAAAUGAAAGAAAAAGAGGAAAAGCAAAAAAAAAAUGAUAAGAGACCUAACUUCUAUACCGUCGGGUUUACUUUGAUAAGCGAUAAGGAGUGUCGUAUGCUUUUCUUCUAGGUUCCUACGAUGUUAAUCAUAUAUACUGUGCGCACAAGCAGCUUAGGUAUUAGAACAAAUGACGCCGAAUAUGUGACUAAAAUAGAUGUACCAAAGUGAUCUACCAAAUAUUGAUGAAA